This is a messenger RNA of Coprinopsis cinerea okayama7#130, 543 nucleotides long. RefSeq lists its product as hypothetical. Bases 1 to 543 code for a protein of 180 amino acids. The transcript has a single exon. The record is from RefSeq and is a predicted model, not a curated record. NCBI's taxonomy places the organism in Eukaryota, Fungi, Basidiomycota, Agaricomycetes, Agaricales, Psathyrellaceae.
AUGUCUGAUAUUCGCUCAAUGCUCGUCUGGAUAUUUUGGUAUCCAGAGCUUCCUUCUGGAAGAGAGAACAACAACGCAAUCCGGACUCGACUCCUCAUCUCCUUGGUCCUAUCCUUCAUCGUCAUACUCUGCAACAUCCCACUCAUCCUCGCCCUCCCACACAUUACCAUCCUCUGUAUCUUCACCUUGAUAUUCGACAUCGGUGUCCUCUCCGAGCUCAACAAGGAAACAUCCCCCGAAGAAGCUUCAUUCCUCUCCAACACACUCUCAAGCGCCUCUGGGCCGUUCAGCUCAGGCAUCUUCGGGAACAGGAGGAAAGCGUCGAUUGCCGCGUGGGUUCUCUCCAUUUUAUGGAGCGCCGUUGCGGUCAAUGUGGUCUGGUUUGGCGUACAGAUGAUCCUUCAUCCAUCAAUGGCGCUCUUCCUUAUCACGACCAUCGUCGGGAUUGAAACAAUUGCGAACUUGGGACAGGCGAUGGCUUUGAGGGGUGCGGGAGUCCUGUUGUGGAGGGCGCAAUACCAGCAAGGAUACUUGGCCCUUUAA